Thlaspi arvense is the source of this 732-nucleotide messenger RNA. Lineage: Eukaryota; Viridiplantae; Streptophyta; Magnoliopsida; Brassicales; Brassicaceae. The record is from the annotation of a GenBank genome assembly.
AUGGGUAAGGCCUUGUUUGGGGAGAAGGAAUGGUAUUUUUUUAGCCCGAGAGAUCGGAAAUACCCGAAUGGGUCAAGACCCAACAGAGUAGCCGGGUCGGGUUACUGGAAGGCAACGGGUACAGACAAGAUUAUCACGUCGGACGGUCGCCGUGUCGGGAUUAAAAAAGCUCUGGUUUUCUACGCCGGAAAAGCUCCUAAAGGCUCCAAAACCAACUGGAUUAUGCACGAGUAUCGCCUAAUCGAGCAUUCUCGAAGCCAUGGAAGCUCCAAGCUGGAUGAUUGGGUAUUGUGCCGAAUUUACAAGAAAACGUCAGGAUCUCAGAGACAAGCUGUUGCUCCGGUUGAAGCGUGUCGUGAAGAGCACAGCACGAACGGGUCGUCGUCGUCGUGUUCGUCUCAGCUAGACGACGUUCUCGAUUCGUUCCCGGAGAUGAACGAUCGGUCUUUUAAUCUUCCUCGGAUGAAUUCGCUCAGGACGCUUCUCAACGGGAAUUUCGAUUGGGCUAGCUUGGCAGGUCUCAAUCCCAUCCCGGAACUAGCUCCGACCAACGGAUUAACAAGUCACGACGCGUUUCGAACGGCGGAGGGAGAGGCGGAGAGCGGGCUGAGAAAUUCGCAGGUGCAUCAGCCGCAGAACUCGGGCGGGUUGACUCAGAGUUUCGGGUAUAGCUCGAGCGGGCUGAAUCGUGGGUCCGGUCUUUCGGGUCAAACAUUCGGGUUUAGCCAAUGA